Echinops telfairi (small Madagascar hedgehog) is the source of this 3398-nucleotide messenger RNA. It is a transcript of the gene ALDH1A2, whose product is annotated as aldehyde dehydrogenase 1 family member A2. The record is from RefSeq and is a predicted model, not a curated record. Gene Ontology annotation, molecular function: aldehyde dehydrogenase (NAD+) activity. The transcript has 13 exons. Bases 7 to 1563 code for a protein of 518 amino acids. Lineage: Eukaryota; Metazoa; Chordata; Mammalia; Afrosoricida; Tenrecidae.
GCCCCCAUGACUUCCAGCGAGAUCCAGCUGCCCGGCGAGGUGAAGGCCGACGCCGCCGCGCUCAUGGCGUCCCUGCACCUCCUGCCGUCGCCCACGCCCAACCUCGAAAUCAAGCACACCAAGAUUUUUAUUAACAAUGAGUGGCAGAACUCAGAGAGUGGAAGAGUGUUCCCUGUCUAUAAUCCAGCCACAGGAGAACAGGUGUGUGAAGUUCAAGAGGCAGACAAGGCAGACAUAGACAAAGCCGUGCAGGCAGCCCGCCUGGCUUUCUCUCUUGGUUCCGUGUGGAGAAGAAUGGAUGCCUCAGAAAGAGGACGGCUGUUGGAUAAGCUUGCAGACUUGGUGGAACGGGACAGGGCAGUUCUUGCAACCAUGGAAUCCCUAAAUGGUGGCAAACCAUUCCUGCAAGCUUUUUAUGUGGAUUUGCAAGGUGUCAUCAAAACCCUUCGGUAUUAUGCAGGCUGGGCUGAUAAAAUCCAUGGGAUGACCAUCCCUGUAGAUGGCGACUAUUUCACCUUCACAAGACACGAACCCAUCGGCGUGUGUGGACAGAUUAUCCCGUGGAACUUCCCCCUGCUGAUGUUUGCCUGGAAGAUCGCUCCGGCUCUGUGCUGUGGCAAUACAGUCGUUAUUAAGCCAGCAGAACAAACGCCACUCAGCGCGCUCUACAUGGGCGCCCUCAUCAAGGAGGCUGGCUUUCCACCAGGAGUCAUCAAUAUUUUGCCAGGAUACGGGCCUACCGCCGGGGCAGCAAUAGCUUCUCACAUUGGCAUAGACAAGAUUGCGUUCACAGGGUCCACUGAGGUUGGAAAACUUAUCCAAGAGGCAGCUGGAAGAAGUAAUCUGAAGAGAGUAACUCUGGAACUUGGAGGGAAAAGUCCCAAUAUUAUUUUUGCAGAUGCUGAUUUGGACUAUGCCGUGGAGCAGGCUCACCAAGGGGUGUUCUUCAACCAAGGCCAGUGCUGCACCGCGGGCUCGCGCAUCUUUGUGGAGGAGCCCAUCUACGAGGAGUUUGUGAGAAGAAGCGUGGAGCGGGCCAAGAGGCGCAUAGUGGGGAGUCCCUUUGACCCCACCACUGAGCAGGGACCCCAGAUUGAUAAGAAGCAGUAUAACAAGAUCCUGGAGCUCAUCCAGAGUGGUGUAGCUGAGGGUGCCAAACUGGAGUGUGGCGGCAAAGGGCUUGGCCGAAAGGGGUUUUUCAUCGAGCCCACGGUGUUUUCCGACGUCACCGAUGACAUGCGGAUUGCCAAAGAGGAGAUCUUCGGCCCCGUUCAGGAAAUUCUGAGGUUUAAGACCAUGGAUGAAGUGAUUGAAAGAGCCAAUAACUCAGACUUUGGACUGGUCGCAGCCGUCUUCACCAGUGACAUCAACAAGGCCCUGACGGUGUCAUCGGCAAUGCAAGCCGGGACCGUGUGGAUCAAUUGUUACAAUGCUUUAAAUGCCCAGAGCCCCUUUGGGGGAUUCAAGAUGUCUGGAAAUGGGAGAGAAAUGGGAGAAUUUGGUUUGAGAGAAUACUCUGAAGUGAAGACGGUGACAGUAAAGAUCCCCCAAAAGAACUCCUAAGAAGACCAAGAAGGAAGGAAAAGCCAGCCCAGACAGCCCCUCCCUCUGCUUUCCCUGUGGGGCCCAGUUCUCAGGAACACCAAGUUCAUACACGCUCCUUAUUGAAAGGUUUCAUGACAGCAUGUAGGCCAGGCUGGUGACUGCAUAACCCAGCAGACAGCUGGGCACGGCUCCUUGGCACUGGAAGAGAUCAUCCUAAUGAUAUCAAAAACUGGGGAAAGUGGGACAAAGGGAAGCGCAGUUACUCUUGGGCACGUCCAGGAUCUCCCUGGAGUGAGGGGCUGAUUAUUGGAGUGAGGAGCUAUGUUAUCGGAUGCCUUUUGUUGCAAGGAACUUUCCUCUUGAGGAAAGGCGGCCUUUCCAUUGUCUUCAGUUCCCUGAUCCGACUCUCCACUCACCCACCCCUCCGGAUCCUCGCCGAGAUCUCAGCUGAGCUCAUUUGGGGCAGAUGUUUGGGCCGGGAACAAUUUUCCAAGGGUUUGCAGCCAAAUUACCGUUUCAUGUUAUCCAUUUCUUCAAAGCAAAACAUGAAAUGGUUUUAGUUAGAGCCAGACCAGACUGAAAAUGCCAGGAGCUGGUGCACUGCGGCAGAUGUACUGGGAAAUAAAAACUGGGGCUAUUCUUGACCCAGUCUGGUCUUGUCGUGCCCAUAAAUAACGUGAAAGAAAGAAGAUCGGGACGAUGGGGGUGCGCAGGGUCUCACAUGUAGUCCACAGCGUCUGAGCUCAGUGCACGGUACUGUUUUGUGUGUCUCCAUGUUUCCUUCCCCCUCUUGGCUAUUCUGGAUGAAGGAGAAGUGGGUGGUUUAUCAUAGAUAGGUAUGGUCUGUUCUCAAGCUCAUCUUUGAAAUCUACCCAAACAAGUCGGAGUGGGCUCAAAAAGUGGGGAAAAGGUUCUUUGAAGACUUAAUUCGGGUCCCAGUGAUGACUGACAAUUCUUCCUAUGUGCGGAUAUCUCUGCACUUGGUAUCGAUAGCUUCUUCUGCAGCCCCAUUCUAUACUCCCCUAACCCUUGGUACUCCCAGUGUUUCAGACGUCACAGGUCUCGUCUGGGCCCAGUGAGUCCUAAAUUCAUGACCAUUAACCUUGGAAAACAGGGCCACACCAGGGGUUCCAUUUGUGUGUGCAGAGUUCCCGUGGGCCCUGACUGCCAUGCUCCACAGAGCUGCUCUGCCACACCAGGGGCGGGCCCGCUACACACCUGCACACACCACAGCCCUGGCUUCAUCUCAGCACUCCACCAUCAGGCGACACAGGAGGCAGGUGCCGCUCCCCUCCCUCAACCAUACGUCUGCUGCUCAGUGAGUUCACGGUUGGUGUGGGGAGGGUCUGCGCUCUUUCCUUCUUCCCUCUUUCCCGCUGCAGAAUCCAAUUCAGUCUCUAAUCUGCAUGAAGGUCAUUUAUUUAAAAGUACCAAGCAUAACCUAGAGUAUGUGGAAUAUGGGCAACAUAUAUAUAUAUAUAUACACACACACACACACACAAUCACACACACAUAUAUAGAGCCUUCUGUAUUUAACAGUUGUCUGCUUUCUAACUCUACCGGUUUUCUAUUUAAAGCCCUUGUCUAUUAACAGUGUUUUAAAGAAGUCUCAAGUCAGUGUUACCAACAAACACAGAGCAUUCAGAAGCCUGCCACCUCGACUGAUGCGCAUCUCUGAUUCUGCAGUGUGAACGAUGCUCCCUCCCCUGUAGCAGCGAGUGUCCAAGUAAACAUUCCCACUAACAAACUAGUUACCUUGAACUGCAAUAUAGGAUGUGAAAAUGAAGAUUUAUUUCCUUUAAUGUACUUAAAAAGAAACCUCUGUGCUAGCAAUAAAGCAUUUAUAUUGUGUA